AUGGGAGUUUGUAUAAGUAAAAUUCCAUAACCUCAGCCUGAAAUCACUAUAGAUCCCAUGCCUACAGUUUAACCUUUAAAAGGAAAUUACUCGAUGAGUAGUUUGCCUGCGGAACCAAGAAGAGGGGACAAGAAACGUUAAGCCAAAAUAGAAGUGAUGGAGGAGCAAAUUCAUGAGAAUGUGGUUAAGUAGGCGAAGGAGAAAUCCCCUUUUGAUUUUUAAAUGAUUUUGAAUGCCUUUGGUGAUCACUUUAUGUUUGCCCAGCUUGACAAUGAUGACAAAGCUAAACUAAUUGAUGAGAUGUAUUAUGUUACAGCUAAAAACACAGAUUUCGUAUUUAAACAGGGGGAUAAAGCAACAUUAUUUUUUAUAAUUGAAAGGGGAGAUUGUAAAAUAAUCAUAAAUGAGGAGGUUAAGCGAGUAUUGAAAACUCCAGCGUAUUUUGGGGAAUUGGCCUUAAUGUAUCAUGCACCAAGAUCUGCAUCAGUAUAAGCAAUAGGCGAUUGCGGAUUUUGGGUAUUGGAAAGAAAGAAAUUCAGAAAGGCAGUUGAGGAUAUCCAAUAAAAGGCAUAUGAGACAAAUAGGAAAUUCUUGGAUUAAGUUAAAUUUUUUGACUUUAUGACUGAAGAGUAGAGAGACAGUAUAGCCAAUGUGUUGAUAACAUUAAAAUUUAAGUAGGGAGAGAUAAUUGUCAAUGAGGGAGACAUGGCAAAUUCAUUCUACAUCAUACAGAAAGGAAUAGUCUAAGUCACGAAGUAGGGAUAAUUCUUGAGAUACAUGAACUAGGGGGAUUCCUUUGGAGAGCAAGCCCUUUUUGGUAAUUGUGUAAGAGGAGCAACUGUAAAAGCCAAUGAUGAGGAUGUGAAUUUGUUAUCGUUGAGUAGAGAAGAUAUUACAACUAUUUUGGGAGAGAAGAUUCAGUUGAUCAUUUAUACAAAUAUGCAGAAAUGGGCAUUUGAAAAACACCCUUAAUUAAGGGAUCUGACAAAGAUGUAAAUUUAAAAGAUAGUGUCAAACUUUAAAAUAAAGACAUAUGAAAGUAAAGAAUACUUAUUCUCGAAAAAUUAAAUGAUUGACAAACUCAUUAUUAUUCUUGAUGGUUAAUUAGAGUUUAAUGGACAACUAUUUAACAAUGGUCAAUUGUUUGGAGACACAUUCCUCCAAGUUGAGGAGUCUAAAAGGAAAAUUAGUUCGGAUAUAGUAACUACAAGUAAAACCACAUUGUCUGUGCUUCCUUUUAAGCAAUUCUUUGAGUGUAUUGGAGGAGAAUUGGAAACUGUAGUAAAGAAGAAUAAGGACAGAGCUGGAUCUUCAAGUUUGUUAGAGAAACGAUAAAAAAGCAAUUACUCUCUGCUUACCUUAGAAGACUUCAUUGGAUUAUAGCUUUUAGGGGAAGGCACCUUUGGAAAUGCUUAUUUGGUUAAAGAUAUCCCUCAAUAAAAUUUGCAUGUCAUGAAAUGUGUUCCAAAAGUAAAUAUUAUUGCAAAUAAUACGGAAAGACACAUAAAGAAUGAGAAACAAGCUUUAGAUUUGUUGAAUCAUCCAAGUUUGGUCUGCUUUCAUAGGUCCUUUAAGGAUCAAAAUUACAUAUACUUAUUGACUGAAUAUGUCAAAGGAAAGGAACUAUUUCAUGUUAUUAGAGAUCUAGGUCUUUUGAAUUCAUAUGAAACUCAAUUCUACAUAGCUUAGAUGAUUAAUAUUUUAGAGAAACUCCACUCUUAUCACAUCAUCUACAGAGAUGUAAAACCUGAGAACUUCAUUGUCAUGGAAGAUGGGUAUUUAAAGUUGAUAGAUAUGGGUACUGCCAAAGUGUUAAAAUCUAGAGCUUCUAAGACUUACACUAUUGUUGGCACACCUCAUUACAUGUCUCCUGAAAUAUUGAAAGGCAAAGGUUACACCUUCUCCACAGAUUUGUGGUCUUUGGGCAUCUGCUUUUUCGAAUUGAUGUGCGGAGAAGUGCCCUUUGCUGGCAACGAAGAUGAUGACCCAUACAUAAUCUAAGAAGCCAUUCUGAAUGGGAGAGUAGAGUACCCUUAAUUUUUGAAGGAUUUCAAGGCCAUUAAAUUGAUGGAUCAAUUGAUGAAUAGGACACCUGAGUUAAGAUUGGGGGGAUCUUAUGACGCCCUCAAAGUUCAUACUUGGUUCGAUGGAUUUUAGUGGGAAGACUUAGAAAUGAUGGGAAUUAAACCUCCACACAUUCCCAAACUCUAAUAAUCCAAGUUUGAGGAAAUACCCUUCCUAGAGAUGAUUACACGAGAUACAAGUCCUGAUAUGAUUUGCACAGUCGCUGUCGAUUGGGACUCAGAAUUUUGA
Messenger RNA from Paramecium tetraurelia, 2313 nucleotides. RefSeq lists its product as uncharacterized. Gene Ontology annotation, biological process: peptidyl-serine phosphorylation; signal transduction. The transcript is spliced from 8 exons. The record is from RefSeq and is a predicted model, not a curated record. NCBI's taxonomy places the organism in Eukaryota, Ciliophora, Oligohymenophorea, Peniculida, Parameciidae. Gene Ontology annotation, molecular function: cAMP-dependent protein kinase activity; ATP binding; cGMP-dependent protein kinase activity. Gene Ontology annotation, cellular component: cAMP-dependent protein kinase complex.